AUGACGUCAUUGAUAGGUAUUGCUAUCGCAAGAAACCAGCUUGAAGGUCCCAUUCCAGUUGAGUUAUGUAACUUGAAAUCACUUGAGUUUUUUGACCUGUCCCAUAACAAUAUGUCUGGCUCAAUACCCUCUUGCUCCAACUGGUCCGAGAUCAAACAUGUUCAUUUGAAUAAAAAUAGGUUAACUGGUCCAAUUACCAGUGCAUUCAGGGGUUGCUCCACUUUAGUCACUCUAAAUCUUAGAGAAAACUACCUUAUUGGCAACAUUCCUGAUUGGAUCGGUAACCUUUCAAGUCUGAGCAUUCUCCUCUUGAAAGGAAAUUAUUUACAUGGACAAAUCCCACUUCAAUUAUGCCUUUUAGAAAAACUAAGCUUGUUGGAUCUUUCCAACAAUAGUUUUUCUGGUCAAAUACCUCGUUGCUUGAGUAACUUUACUUGUGAGCCAAGCUACAAAAAAUCUGAGUCAUCAAACUCUAUCCAAACAUAUUUCAUAAUAUCCGACAUGUUGUCAUUCUUGCAUUCCACAAUAAUAAUGAAUAAAAAAAUCUUUGAUUUUCACUCUGACGUAAAAGAUUUUACGUUCUUCAAUGUGGAUGCACUACAAGAAGUGGAGUUCACAACAAAGAAUACAACUCUCUCCUACAAAGGUGACAUCCUCAACUACAUGUCUGGGAUUGACCUUUCAUGCAACAAAUUAGAAGGAGAAAUUCCAACCGAGCUUGGAGAUUUGAGUAACAUCCAUGCGUUAAACCUGUCGUUCAACAAUUUAACGGGAUCAAUCCCCAUUGAAUUCUCGAAACUCAAACAAAUUGAGAGCUUGGAUCUAUCACAUAAUAACUUGGAUGGUAUUAUCCUCCCUCAAUUGGUUGAGUUGAAUUCUCUAGCCGUCUUCAAAGUGGCACACAAUAACUUAAGAGGUACAACACCAGAAAGAAAAGCUCAGUUCGGUACCUUUGAUGAAAGCAGUUACGAGGGAAAUCCUCUCCUAUGUGGACCUCCACUACUUAAGGCUUGCACUAAAACUGAACCAUCAUCUACCAUUCCAACUGAUAAUGAGGGAGAUGAAGCUUGUGGUUUUAUAGACUUGGAAGUCUUCUAUGUCAGUUUUGCGGUGUCUUAUGUGAUAAUGUUGCUAGCAAUUGUUGCCAUUCUCUGUAUAAAUUUGCACUGGCGACGGGCAUGGUUUAAUUUUGUUGAAGUGUGCAUCUACACUUGCUACUAUUUUAUUGUGACAAGCACUUGUAAGCUAUCUAGGUUUAGAAUUGUGUAG
Juglans regia (Persian walnut) is the source of this 1269-nucleotide messenger RNA. RefSeq names its product receptor-like protein 56. The coding region runs from base 1 to 1269 and encodes 422 amino acids. The transcript has a single exon. Lineage: Eukaryota; Viridiplantae; Streptophyta; Magnoliopsida; Fagales; Juglandaceae. Gene Ontology annotation, molecular function: protein binding. The record is from RefSeq and is a predicted model, not a curated record.